AUGAUCCGAAGGCAGGCGCGUGAGAGGCGCGACUACCUGUAUCGUCGCGCGCUCACGCUACGGGAUGCCGAGAUCUCGGAGAAGCGGGCAAAGCUCAAGGCAUCGCUCGCCUCAGGCAAACCGUUGGACGCCAGCAUCGCCAGCGACAAGCAGCUGCAGAAAGACUACAAAUACGAUGACUCGCGGGCAGACCGGACGGCGCAGGACGAGCUGGACUUGGACGACGAAUACAGCUAUCUCUCGGGCGUUGUCGAUCCGCGACCAUUGAUCACCACCUCCCGCGAUCCCAGCAGCAGACUCGCAACCUUCUCAAAGGAGAUCAAGCUGUUACUCCCCACCAGCAGUCGCAUCAAUCGUGGCAACAUGAUCCUGCCCAACUUGACCGACUCUGCCAAGGCAAACGGCAUCACCGACAUGAUCCUCCUGCACGAACAUCGAGGCACACCUACCGCCAUGACCAUCUCCCACUUCCCACACGGACCCACAGCAUCGUUCAGUCUGCACAACGUCAUGCUGCGACACGAUAUCCCGAAUUCCUCGAGAGGCACCGUCAGCGAAUCCUACCCACAUCUCAUCUUCGAAGGCUUCACGACGCAGCUGGGGAAGAGAGUGGUCAAGAUUCUGCAGCAUCUGUUCCCACCCCGAGAGGUCACCACGCAACUGGGCACGAGAGUCGUCACCUUCAAGAACAUCGAGGACAGCGUUGAGGUCAGGCAUCAUGUAUUCGUCAAGACAGGCUACCAAAGCGUGGAGUUAGCAGAGGUGGGACCGCGAAUGACGAUGCGCUUAUUCGAGAUCCGACAAGGCACUUUGGAGAACAAGGAGGGUGAUGUGGAGUGGCACAUGAACCAGUACACGAGGACAGCCAAGAAGAAGGACUAUCUUUGA
Molecule: messenger RNA, 888 nt
Organism: Fulvia fulva
Lineage: Eukaryota; Fungi; Ascomycota; Dothideomycetes; Mycosphaerellales; Mycosphaerellaceae
Product: U3 small nucleolar ribonucleoprotein
Exons: 1
Coding region: 1-888 (295 amino acids)
Biological process (GO): rRNA processing
Cellular component (GO): nucleolus; Mpp10 complex; small-subunit processome
Molecular function (GO): snoRNA binding; rRNA primary transcript binding
Source: RefSeq, a predicted model, not a curated record